AGGGCUUCCUUCCGUUCCUCGCUUCUGAUCACCCUAUAAUCCCCUUGGCCCCACCCUUCCAUGCAGCUCCCGCCCUCGACCCGCCUUCCGGACGGCGCGAGGGGGCGGGGCCGGGGGCGGGAUCGACCUCACCCGGAAUGAAAACAAACGGCGGCCUCCGCUGCAUCCGGGCACUCGGCAGGUCGCGGCUGACUUGGCGGUGGCGCAGUUUUACUUUCAAGGAUGGCGCAGAAAAAGUAUCUUCAAGCAAAACUGACUCAGUUUCUAAGGGAAGACAGAAUUCAACUUUGGAAACCACCAUACACUGAAGAAAAUAAGGAAGUUGGUUUGGCCGUAAAGGACCUUGUUAAGAAGUACUCUGAGCGACUGGAGUGCUGUGAAAAGGAAGUGGAAAACACAAUCGAGGAAAUCCGACGCAAAGCAAUUGAGCGUGGCACCGGGAAUGAACACUACCGAACAACUGGGAUCGCCACGAUUGAGGUGUUCCUGCCUCCCAGGCUCUGGAAGCAGGAUAAGAAAAGCUUGUUGGAGACCCGCUUGCAUGUCACUGGUAGAGAGCUGAGGAGUAAAAUAGCUGAAACUUUCGGAUUUCAAGAAAAUUACAUCAAGAUCGUAAUAAACAAGAAACAGCUUCAACUAGGGAAAAGCCUUGAAGAACAAGGAGUCACUCACAAUGUGAAGGCGAUGGUGCUGGAGCUGAAACAGUCUGAAGAGGAUGUGAGGAAAAACUUACAGCUAGAGGAAGAGGAACAGAACGAGGCCGAGCAGAAGGAGAGACGCAUUCAGAGGACCAAGCGGGGACUGGAGAUCCUGGCGGAGAGAGCUGAGAUGGUGGUAGAUCCGGAAACGAUGCCUUACUUAGACAUUGCGAACCAGACAGGCAGGUCAAUCAGAAUUCCCCCCUCGGAAAGAAAAGCCCUUAUGUUAGCUAUGGGAUACCACGAGAAGGGCAGAGCUUUCCUGAAAAGAAAAGAGUAUGGAAUAGCCCUGCCCUGCCUCCUGGACGCUGACAGAUACUUCUGUGAGUGCAAAGAGCUGCUGGACACUGUGGACAACUAUGCAGUCCUCCAGCUAGACAUUGUGUGGUGCUACUUCCGCCUGGAACAGCUGGAAUGCCUUGACGAUGCAGAGAAAAAGCUGAACCUGGCCCAGAAAUGCUUUAAAAACUGUUACGGAGAGAAUCAUCAGAGACUGGUCCACAUAAAAGGAAAUUGUGGGAAAGAGAAGGUGUUGUUUUUAAGACUCUACUUGCUUCAGGGAAUCCGAAACUAUCACAGUGGAAAUGGAGAGGAGGCGCGGGAAUAUCUCAACAAGGCACGGCAGCUCUUUAAAGAGCUUUACAUCGAUCCAUCAAAAGUUCACAACUUGUUACAGUUGGGGUUCACUGCCCAGGAAGCACGGCUGGGCCUGCGGGCCUGUGAUGGAAACGUAGACCAUGCAGCCACUCACAUUUCCAACCGCAGAGAGGAGCUGGCCCAAAUACGGAAGGAAGAGAAGGAGAAAAGGAGACGCCGCCUGGAAAAGGUCAACACUUUGAGAGGAAUGGGUUACUCCACACAAGCUGCCAAACAAGCCCUUCACCAGGCCAGGGGCAACCUGGACGAGGCCCUGAGGGUUCUCCUCAGCAACCCCCACAUGUGGUGGCUACAGGAUGCAGACCCUAAAAACAAGAGCCGCCAAGCAAGUCCUUCCCAGGAAAGCAUCGACCAGCUGGUGUACAUGGGCUUUGACACUGUGGUGGCUGAAGCUGCACUAAGGGUGUUUGGCGGCAAUGUCCAGCUGGCAGCUCAGACCCUUGUACACCAUGGAGGAAGCCUCCCACCCGACCUGCAGUUCUCAGGAGAGGACUCCUCCCCAACACCGUCCACCUCUCCGUCCACCUCUCCGUCUACCUCUUCGUCUGACUCUGCAGGGACCUCUAGUGCCUCCACAGAUGAAGACAUGGAGACAGAGGCUGUCAACGAGAUCCUGGAGGACAUCCCGGAGCAUGAGGAGGACUACCUGGAUUCCACGCUGGAGGAUGAAGAAGUCAUUAUUGCUGAGUACUUGUCCUACGUAGAAAGUAUAAGUUCUGCCGCAAAGAACAACUGAUCAGAAAUAAGUGCUACGUUUCCGCUAUAAAUUCUGUGGUUGUAAAUGGUUGAAUGCUUCUUUGCGUUCCUCUUGCUUUUCAAUGAUUUUGCUCUAAGUAGACUUUCUCCUCAGGUACAGGACUCGGUAGUGAAGACACUUCGGCAGUCAGAGGACAGCCUAGGAAAGGGGACUCCUCAGCCUAGCUCUGCUGUCCCCAACUGCCACUCUGUUGGUUUUCCAUCCAGAGCAGGGAAGCAGGUCCCCCGGAGGCAGGGUAAUCCCGGAGAAGGUCUGCAGAGGGCCUGUCUCUGUCCCGUCUUCUCAGCUAGCCAUCCCAUGGACUUUGCCCUCUGUUCUGCUGCUGCUCAACUGCCCUCCUCCCCCACCACCUCUGCUGUGCAAGCUUCCCUCAGCCCUUGCUGCCUGCAUCACGCCUUGCAUCCUCAUUCCAAGUGCUGUGGAGCACAGCAAUGAGGUACAGGCUGCCAUGGCAGACAGUGCAGACACCUUGGUCUAAAAAUGUUUUGUGCUCUCAGAUCAGUAAAAUCUGUACUUAAAAUUCAAGGUUGCAAAAUCAGUUUAUAUGGAUUCUAAAUUCCUCAUACAAAAUGAACAUCUUAUUAAAUGGAAAAAUUGUAACUGCUAACCACAGCAAGUUAUCUGUAAUGAACAUCUCUAGACUGAAAGCUUACUGACAGCCCAGGGGUCUAUUGCCAUCUGCUUUCUCGAGUCUCCCUGGGUUUCCUGUAAGGGGCUACAGAAGACCUGCUGAAGAGGGCUGGCAGCCUUUGGUUGCUUAGUCCUGGGUGUGGCCAGGCAGGUGGCCUAGCACCCAGGCAUGGUAACAGCCAGAUGUGGUGUGGUCCAAGUGCCACUAUGUUCUCAAGAGCUUUUCGUUUCACCCGAAGCCUUGGCAGCAGACUAAGCAGGACAAGUAGGAUCGUCUCUAGCUUUUUUUUUUUUUUAAAUUAUGCAUUUGUGUGGGGGUGGGGCAAACAUACCACAGCACGAGUCUCGAGGCUCAGAAGACAAUGUGUGGACUGAACUCAAGUUGUCAGGCUUGGUGGCAGGCCCCGCCCCGUGAUGAUCUUGCUGGCCCCUUGCUUUGGAAGUGAAUGAUGCUGAUGGAAAUAAACUGGGGAACGCACUCAAA
This is a messenger RNA of Mus pahari (shrew mouse), 3226 nucleotides long. It is a transcript of the gene Nub1, whose product is annotated as negative regulator of ubiquitin like proteins 1. The record is from RefSeq and is a predicted model, not a curated record. Lineage: Eukaryota; Metazoa; Chordata; Mammalia; Rodentia; Muridae. The coding region runs from base 223 to 2091 and encodes 622 amino acids. Gene Ontology annotation, molecular function: protein binding. Gene Ontology annotation, biological process: regulation of ubiquitin-dependent protein catabolic process. The transcript is spliced from 15 exons.